Messenger RNA from Drosophila guanche, 533 nucleotides. RefSeq lists its product as uncharacterized. Gene Ontology annotation, molecular function: structural constituent of ribosome. The record is from RefSeq and is a predicted model, not a curated record. Lineage: Eukaryota; Metazoa; Arthropoda; Insecta; Diptera; Drosophilidae. Bases 63 to 452 code for a protein of 129 amino acids. Gene Ontology annotation, biological process: translation; ribosome biogenesis. The transcript has 2 exons. Gene Ontology annotation, cellular component: mitochondrial large ribosomal subunit; ribosome.
CAGUGCUGGCUAAUCAUCAAAGAUUGUUGUUGUUAUCGGUCAAGGGUUUAUUUAGCCAAGAGAUGUCCUUUGCUAGCAAACUACUUCAAACUUCUCGUCUGUGGAGUGGCCUCAGUGCCGCACGUGGCUUUCACGUCCUAAUGCGUCCCACGGUCAACACAACCGGAACGAUGUACAACAGAAACCAAAUACAACUGGUGGCCAACACAAGUCCUGUUGCAACCACAGGACUGCUGACACCGGCCUCGACGCUGCUGCAGCAGGUUGCCGGGUUUAAAGUGAAGGGACGCCUAAAGAGACGCUGCAAGGAUUGUUACAUUGUGGUGCGCCAGGAACGCGGUUAUGUCAUCUGCCCCACGCAUCCGCGCCACAAGCAAAUGUCAAUGAAGAAACGCGACUACAAGUCGUGGAUACUGACACAUGCCACACAGUCCAAGGAACGGGGCUUCUAGUCCUUCUGCAAUUAUACACUAUUACAACUAGCUUUUUCUUCAAAUUUAAAUAAAAACAUCAAAUUUUAACCAUCGUGGAAA